This is a messenger RNA of Morchella importuna, 1677 nucleotides long. RefSeq lists its product as uncharacterized. The record is from RefSeq and is a predicted model, not a curated record. The transcript has 9 exons. NCBI's taxonomy places the organism in Eukaryota, Fungi, Ascomycota, Pezizomycetes, Pezizales, Morchellaceae. The coding region runs from base 1 to 1677 and encodes 558 amino acids.
AUGUUAAGAAAACUCAGAGAACGCGCCCAAAAGAGAUUUCCAGGUACCUCAAAAAACGGUGCUAGUCCCGAUCAUGCUAUUGCAUCCGCGUUCGUGGGAAACGAGGCCAGUGGGAUACAGCUCUCUAGCGCGCGAUCAUCGAUACCGCCUCCAGCCACAGCUGCGGGGACGGAUGUCCAACCCCUCUCCCUCCCCCAACCAGCUGUUGGAGUAAAACAUAGCGCUGGAAGCUCCAUCAGCGCCAGGAGCUCUGGUACUGGAAUCUCCGCAGCGCCAGCAUCUACCCUCUCUCCUGAAUCUUCACCAGCACCUCACCAUUCAGUUCCAACUCCACCGCACACAAGAAAUGCACAAACACCGCUUGACUCAUCUAUUGACCGGGCUACUGCACAGAUCCCAGAAAGACAGUCCUCCACAGUCACUGCCGGGAGAGCAAGUCUUUGGGAUAACGCUCGAGCGCAGCUUCCGGAGAAGAUCCAAGAAAAACUGUGUUCAGUCGAUCAAUGCGAUAUCAAUCUGGUUAAAUUCCUUAUCGAGACGAUCCAAGUACAAAAGGAAGCCUGUGAUGAGAAGCGAUGGUCUUAUGUGAAUACAGCGGGGCAGAAGGUGUUCUAUUUCGAGUCUCUCAUCGAGCAGCUAAACAACAGACAGUUUUUCGACCCUUAUGCGGGUCGUCUGUUGUUGCGAUAUCUACGAGAGAUUGUGUGGGAUAGCUUUUUCCCCGGAUCGAAGCAGAAGCUGGGAGACCUCCAAACCCUGGAGAAGACAGUCAUUGCCAACGCCGAGGUUGCUGAGAAAGAGGCUGCGGAUGCGGGGCGCUCAGAACAAGCAAAGAAUCUUAAGCUUCUUCUAAGUCAAAUGCAGACACCUCUAACGGAAAUUGAACUUGUGCUUACUGUUAGUAGCUCCAAGGUUAUUGACUACGUUCUUGACGAGGUCAAGAUGGAUCAACAUAAAUGGCACCAUGCGGUUGCUUACUUCUACUGCCAUUAUAACGAUAAGGGAAGGAACGAUCCAGGAACAAUUCUCAGGACUAUCGUAAAACAACUAUGUCUUUCAACGGGUGAUGGCCUGUUGCCAAAGGAAGUGCUAUCGAUAUACGAGGAACGGGAAAAACAGGGACAUCCAUCCGGCCCGCUUAAUGUGGAUGAGUGUAGGGAUUUGAUCAUCAAGCUAUGUAAUGGAUUCCCGCAAACCACCAUCAUCCUCGACGCGCUUGACGAAUGCGAUGAAAAGGAGCGAAGGUCCUUGUUUUGCGCCUUGAGCGAAAUCGCAAAGGGAUCUCGGCUUACCAAGAUCUUCGUUACCAGUCGCGAUAUCGAGGACAUUAGGGACACAUUGUCUGGGCACUCAAGUCAUUGGAUUGAAGCGACUGACAAUCAGAGGAAUGUCAACCUAUUUAUUCAAACAGAGAUGGAGCGCCGCUCGCAGCCACAUGCGAUGCGAGGUGUGGAGAAGCCGCUACUCGGAGGCAAGGACGUGCCUCAACAGUUCAAAGACCAAGUGAUCAGAAGCCUGCAGAGCAAGGCGAAUGGAAUGUUCAUGUGGGUACAAUUUCAAAUUGAGGCCAUCUGCAAGGAAAGUACGAUGCCAAAAGUUCUUCGGGCACUUGAAACCUUACCUGAGAGCUUGGAUACAACAUACGAGCGCAUAAUCGAGAAGAUUAAUUCAACUUGA